Molecule: messenger RNA, 1819 nt
Organism: Lotus japonicus
Lineage: Eukaryota; Viridiplantae; Streptophyta; Magnoliopsida; Fabales; Fabaceae
Product: serpin-ZX-like
Exons: 4
Coding region: 188-1429 (413 amino acids)
Molecular function (GO): serine-type endopeptidase inhibitor activity
Source: RefSeq, a predicted model, not a curated record
UUCAGGGUUUACGCGUUUAGUUCGUUUAUUUCAUUAUUAUUAAUUAUUAUUAUUAUUAUUAUGAUUCGGGUCUUUCUUGGGGGAUAGGCCCAAGCCCAACACGAACUAACUAUUUAAAAUUAGGGUUUAUCUCUCUCUCUCUCACUCAUUCAUUCAAUUCAAUAAAUCAGAAUUCAGAACAACAACAAUGGCGAUGGAUCUCCAAAAAUCAAAAUCAAAUUCAAUCGACGCUGUUUUGAGCUUCACAAAACAUUUAUUCUCAAAAGAAGAUUAUCGGGAGAACAACCUCAUCUUCUCGCCCUUGUCUCUGUACGCUGCUCUCAGCGUCAUGACCGCCGGUGCAGAUGGCCGCACACUCGAUGAGCUUCUUUCAUUCCUCCGAUUUGACUCCGUCGACCAUCUCACCACCUUCUUCUCUCAGGUCCUCUCCCCUGUGUUGUUCUCUGACGACCAUCUCUCUUUUGCGAAUGGAAUGUGGGUUGAUCAAUCUGUUUCUCUUUCUCAUUCUUUUAAACAACUUGUCGCCACUCAUUACAAGGCCACUCUAGCCUCACUUGAUUUUCAGACCCAGGGUAAUCAAGUGCAAAGUGAAGUGAAUUCAUGGAUUAAAAAGGUGACUAAUGGCCUUAUUACACAGCUUCUACCUCCCGGGACAGUAACCAACUUAACCAGGCUUAUCUUUGCAAAUGCACUGCACUUCAAGGGUACGUGGAAACACAAGUUUGAUGGUCCUACAUUAGAACGUUCUUUCCACCUCCUUAAUGGCACCACUGUCAAUGUUCCCUUCAUGACAAUGACAAGCAAGAACAAGUUACAGUUUAUUAGAGUUUUUCAUGGUUUCAAAAUCCUCCGUCUUUCUUAUAAACAAGGUAGAGAUAAGAAACGCCGCUUCUCCAUGUACAUUUUUCUUCCAGAUGCUAGACGUGGACUUUCUUCUUUAAUUCAAGACUUGUCUUCACAAUCUGCUUUCUUUGAAGCCAAGCUUCCUCGCCGAAAAGUGCAAGUACGAUCCCUCAUGAUUCCAAAAUUCAAUAUUUCUUUUACAUUUGAAGCUUCUAAUGUGCUCAAGGAGGUUGGAGUGGUUUCACCUUUCUCUCAAAGGGAUGCCCAUUUUGCAAAAUUGGUGGAGGCCAAUUCGGAUAAAUUAUUCGUGGAAAGCAUAUUUCACAAAGCUUUCAUUGAUGUAAGUGAAGAAGGAACUGAAGCAACUGCAGCCACCAUUGGCCAUGCACUACAAUGUGGUCUUCCGCCUGGUAUAGACUUUAACGCUAACCACCCUUUCCUCUUCUUGAUCAGAGAAGAUUUCACAGGAACAAUCCUCUUCGUCGGGCAGGUGCUCAAUCCUCUUGAUGGAGCACCGGUCAAGAGAAUAUGGCCUCCGAACACGGUCGGCAGGAGCUCAAUAGCUGCUAGGCUGGUCAAGCCAUAAUAGAUGAUGAUACGCCUGAGGUUCCACCAAAGAGGAAGAAUUCAAGUUAAGUUGAUUCAGAUGACGAUGAUGGAAGAGAACUGUGAUAUAACUAAUAUUGCCUACUGAAAUAUUUAUAUUCCAAGUAUUUUUUAAAAUGUGAAGGCCCCCAUGUAUCCAAUGUAAGUAAAUGCAGAGCUAUCAGGCGGACCAAACAUGUUAAGGCUUCAGGUCAUAAUCAGUCUGUUAUUUAUGUCUAUUAGAUUGUUAUAUUUUUCAUGUGUUAUUGGUUACUAGUUAAAACAUCUUUCACAAAAUCUGAAAACUCCUUUAAGUGAUUAUACUAAAGAGCGGUAUUGUAUUUCCAAUUCCUCAUGAAUGAUAAAAACCCUUCAACUCUGUUGUGCUGGA